Molecule: messenger RNA, 5183 nt
Organism: Carassius auratus (goldfish)
Lineage: Eukaryota; Metazoa; Chordata; Actinopteri; Cypriniformes; Cyprinidae
Product: eukaryotic translation initiation factor 2-alpha kinase 3-like
Exons: 17
Coding region: 190-3468 (1092 amino acids)
Biological process (GO): eiF2alpha phosphorylation in response to endoplasmic reticulum stress
Cellular component (GO): nucleus; cytoplasm
Molecular function (GO): eukaryotic translation initiation factor 2alpha kinase activity; ATP binding; protein binding
Source: RefSeq, a predicted model, not a curated record
GCAUGACCAACGUCAAGUAUAAAGGGAAUAACAUGGUGCUGUUGAGUGCAUGUUUACGUUAAGAGAGGACAACAGAAAGCGAUUUAAUAGCUUACGAGUUUCAUUGUAAAACGCCUUUUAUAGACUAGUUUUUUAAUUCACUUUAUUUUGGUAUGUGAUUGACUAACUACUAAUGUGCCACUUGUCCCAAUGGAAAGGGGGUUUCAGUUUGGAAACGUGUGCACAUCCCUGCUGUUGCUGCUUGUUUUGAGAACGUUAACGGUUACUUUGCAAAGUCAGUCUCUCUCAGAGAGAGAACUCGAAGUGGCUCCGGCGCCAAACACCGAGACGGCGGAACAUGCUGCCGUUAUGGAGCGGCCACUGGAUAGCGUCGGAGGAGCCCCUGGCAUCGGAGAAGUGACCGUAGAGGACGACGAGUACAGCUCGACCGGGGAGAGCGAAGAGCCGCCUGGAGACAGCGACGCAAACUUCCACAAGCAGCGGAGGGCUCUGGUGAUCAUCAGCACACUUGAUGGGAGAAUCGCCGCUCUGGAUCCUCUAAACCAGGGACGCAAGCAGUGGGACCUGGACGUGGGCUCAGGAUCUCUAGUGUCCUCUAGCCUCAGCAAACCAGAGAUUUUUGGGAACAAGAUGUUCAUUCCCUCUCUGGAUGGAGCUCUAUUUCAGUGGAACAGGGACAGGGAGAGUAUGGAGGCUGUUCCAUUCAGUGUCGAGUCCCUGCUGGACUCCUCGUACCGCAUCGGAGAGGACACUGUGCUUGUAGGUGGCAAGUCCCUCACCACAUAUGGCCUUGGCGCAUACAGCGGCAAGUUGAAGUAUAUUUGUUCAGCGGUGGGCUGCAGUCGGUGGGGGGAUGAGGAAGGAGAGCCAGAGGACGUACUGUUACUCCAGAGAACACAGAAAACUGUCAGAGCCGUGAGGCCUCGCAAUGGGUUUGAGAAAUGGAACUUCAGUGUGGGAAACUUUGAGCUAAAAUUCAUCCCUGAGAUUCAGUCCAACCUUAACUUUCUUGAGGGGGAGGCAUCCAAUGGGGAGUCAUGGCGAGAGGUCAGACGUGAAGCACAACGCGUCAUCCAAGAGGAGACGGACGCACAAACCAAAAAUCAUGCGCAUCCAAACUCGCACACUCAGGUAGAGGGCUUAGACCUGGUCAUUAAGGUUUCAGUGCCGGACUGGAAAGUCAUGGCCUUCAGCACCAAACCAGAAGGACAGCUGAUCUGGGAGCAUCAGUUUUGCACACCCAUCGCCUCUGCAUGGUUGGUAGGAGGGGGGAAGGUGACUCCCAUUAGCCUGUUCGAUGACACCUCGUAUAACUCCCACACUGAGACUGAGACUCAGGAGGACGAUGACAUCAUGGAGGAGGCCCGUGGGGCCACAGAGUCCAGCGUUUACCUGGGAAUGUUUCAGGGUCAGCUGUACCUCCAGUCCUCUGUGAGAAACUCUGAGAAGUUCCCAUCGAAGCCCAAAGCUCUGAACGGGUGGAGCAGUAACACCGACAUGAUUCCACCACCUACGGUCAAAUGGAAACCCCUUAUCCACUCCCCUUCCCGUACUCCAGUCCUGGUGGGCUCUGAGGAGUUUGAUAAAUGUCUGAAUAAUGAUAAAUUCUCUCAUGAGGAGUACAGUAAUGGAGCGCUGUCAAUACUGCAGUAUCCAUAUGAUAAUGGAUACUACUUUCCGUACAGUCCUCGUUACCGUAACCGGCGCGAUGAGACGGCAGUGAGUGUUCUGCUGAAGAAAGAUGGAGAGGGGUCACCGGUGAGAAGGAAGGACCCUGUGCUGCUGCUGCCGUGGUGGAAAGAGAUUCUGGGCACCAUCAUCUUCUGCAUCGCUGCCACCACCUACAUCGUCCGCAAGUUCUUCCACCCGCCCACAACAUACGUGCGGCAAAGAAAGGAGUCUGAGACACAGUGUCAAACUGACAGCAAGUCUGAACUGGACAUUUCAGAUCCCAAUGAAAUUGUUGUCGCAGAGGCACGUCCUUGUGAAUAUGUUUCUAGAUACUUGACAGACUUCGAGCCAGUACAGUGUUUGGGACGUGGUGGAUUUGGUGUCGUGUUUGAGGCACGCAACAAAGUGGAUGACUGCAACUACGCCAUCAAGAGGAUCCGUCUACCCAACAGGGAGUUGGCUCGGGAGAAGGUCAUGCGAGAGGUGAAGGCUCUAGCUAAGUUGGAACACCCAGGCAUCAUCCGUUACUUUAACGCUUGGCAGGAGAGCCCGCCCCAGGGCUGGCAGGAGGACAUGGACAAACGCUGGCUCAAAGACGCAAGCACUGCUGACUGGCUGCUGAGCUCUCCUGACCACAUGGAGGCGUUCUCAGUCAAGGUUCCUGUGGCCACCCCUUCUCCGGUGGACACCUCAUGCAUGUCUGUGGCUGGGGGCGACACGAGUGUGUGUGUAGGGGAUCAGGUGUGUGUGGAGGGCCUGGGGCUGGACAGUAUGAUGUCAGAACGUGACAGUCAGGCCAUCCUGGAGGUCUCCGAUUCUCCCCACUCCUUUGAGCUCUGCCCUCCUCGCACAGUUACUCACGGUGACUGCACCUCUUCCUCCUUCGACAUCGUCUUCGAGGACUCAGGCUGUGAACACCAGGACAAUGACAGUGACCUCAGCGGAAGUACACCUGUGCCACCUGCGUGCCUUUCACAGUCUGGCUCCAAACCUCAGCGUAGUGUGUCAGUGGGACCUCCCUCUUCCGUACCUUCAAGGCCCACCUCUCUGAGCCUGGCCCCCAGCACCCCCUGUCCUGCCACGCGGCCCCCGCUCACACCUAAGGUCUACUUGUACAUUCAGAUGCAGCUGUGCAGGAAGGAGAACCUGAAGGACUGGAUGGCUCAGAGGUGUCUGCCUGAGCUCAGGGAACAUGCUCAGUGUCUGGACAUCUUCCUGCAGAUCGCAGAAGCUGUGGAUUUCUUGCAUAGCAAAGGACUAAUGCACAGAGAUCUUAAGCCAUCUAAUAUCUUCUUCACAAUGGAUGACGUGGUGAAGGUGGGAGACCUCGGACUGGUCACUGCCAUGGAUCAGGAGGAAGAUGACGAGGAGCUGAGUACCCUCACACCAAUGCCAGUCUAUGCCCGUCACACUGGCCAAGUGGGCACCAAACUCUACAUGAGCCCAGAACAGCUGUCUGGGAAUUCUUAUUCUCACAAGGUGGACAUUUAUUCCCUCGGCCUGAUUCUUUUUGAGCUGCUCUGUCCAUUCCGCACCCAGAUGGAGAGAGUCAGGACCCUCACAGAGGUCAGAGCCCUGCAGUUUCCUGCUGCUUUCUGUAAAGCCAAUGUCCUGGAAGCUCAGAUGGUGCUCUGUAUGCUGUCCCGAGUGCCCGCCGAGCGGCCAGAGGCGUCAGAGAUCACCGAGGCCCCUAUAUUCCAGGAGCUGGAGGUGCCCUGCAGAAUCCAACAACGCCCUCGAACAUACAGCGCUUCAUCUGCAGGACGACCGUCGCGUCAGAUAUCCUCCUCAAACUAGAACUCCCACUCAAAGACAGACACAUACUGUGCCUCAUCUGUGGGAUGACAAACCCAACACACAUCAUUCAGACACUACCCUACAGAUCAAUCCACAAACCUCUACAACUGGAACCAAACACAUCGUAACCAUAAAACACGCUGCCUGCUGUGCCGUUUGUGCCAAGGGCAUUCGCUGAUUUAAAAUAAGCUCCCAUCGCAUUUCUUUCAAAUCAUUGUUGACCAAUUCCAUACUCCAGAAGCAUUUGAACACUCCCACACACACACACUUGUUGUAGGAGGAGAGUUGUUGUUUUUCGAGUGCUAAUGAAUGCUGAUAAAUGACCUGCCUUCGGAUGCCGUUCACUCUGCAUGUCUUAAACAGGAAGUCGUGCGACGCGUGCUUUCCAGUCCGCACGGACAAUUGUACGAGUUCUUUUUCUCCUCUAAUGUAAAUAGGCUUAGAUAAUAAGCAACAGAGGCUUUGUGUGUGCACAAGUUCAGAGGCAUUGUAGCCACUCGCUGAUACGGUGUCGGUGGCUUAGGUGCACAGCACUUGAUGAACGUGAGUCUGCGUGUGACUGAGCGGACGUGGGAAUAUUCAAACUGCCUUUAAGCUGGACUUUGAGACACAAAUGACAAAUUUGUGAUGAUGGUCAGUAUGAGACUUAGAAUUGAAUGGUUUUGAAACGGAGACUUUGAACAUCAUUCUGUAAAAUACUUCAUGUCAUUAGCAGCCAGAAAAGUAGUUUACUGUAGGUUAAAUCAUUUUGAAACACAAAUUGUGAUAAUUUUCCAAAAAAAAAAAAAAAAUGAAAAUGAAAAAAACAAUUCUGAAUAAGAAGUGCUUUGACUAAUUACACAAUAAGAAAGGAUACAGCUGGAGGAAUCACUUCGACCAAAUAUUCAGCACACACCCUUAAUUGUAACAUAUCAGGUAAUUACUGAUUGUAUGAUUUUUCUUACCAAUUUUGAUUAGGGGGACUCAAUUUUAUUUUGUAUUGAUGGAAGUUUCUGUAUAGUAACUGCUUUUUUUAUAACUUCUGUGGACGAUUUUCCUAAGAGUGGUUUGAGAGAAUGGUGAUAGAGUGGAUCUUUAUGGUCUCUGGUGAUGGAUUUGAUCUCUGUGGACGUGCCUCUGCACCUUCAGGAGCCGCCUCUGUAUGAAUGUGAAAACAGGUGUGUUUCCUGAACGGGCUGUUAUGCUGCAGAACAGACAAAAGAUUAUGACUUUUGACCCUUAAUCAUGAGGACUGCAUCCUGUAAUCCACGUCAGGGACCACUUGCGAACCCUUCAGCUUUUAACCUGUAUCUGUGAAGACGGCAGCGAGUGCUGAUCCCGUUUGUUCAGAUCACUGUGGCAAAUCCUUCCAACAGCUCUUUCCCUGCCUAAUGAUCUUCUCCAGUCUCGAGGUUUUAUUCAUGCUUGUUUCUUUGUUAAUGUAGCAUUUGGUUCUGACAAUACUGUUCCUCCAGUGUUCUUCAGAUGUUUCGUUUUUUCCUUGUGACGGUUGAUAUCCCAGUUUCAUGUUCAUGUUCUUUAGCCCAGCCAUGUCUCCUGCCGUCUAUGUAAAUAUGUUUAUUUGUUUUUAUUUAUGUUGAGAACAAAAAUCAAUCCGUUGGAUUGGUUUGAGGUAUAAAUAAGGUAUAUGAAUGCACUUCAUCCAGUGGAGUGCGCUGAAUUAUUGUGACUUCUUACAAGUCAGAAUUUAAUAAACGUUCUAUGAUGUUUGUAAA